AUGAAAUUCUUCACGGGCCUGGCCGCACCAGUUUUUUCGGCCUUGGGCCAUGGCUCAGCCCAACAACAGGGCACUAAGCUUAACCCACCUGCUCUCUCGGACUCUCUCGGCCAUGGAGGCCGCAAGCCCGCAAGCAAUCAGGAGCCGGGGAGAUGUGGAGACGCCGGCGACGAGGCGAAGAAGAAGGAGGCGGCGCUUGCAUCAAGCAGGCUCCUCGACCCGGCGUUCAAGCCCUCCAAACUAUCCCAGGACCGGCUCGACAAGUUUAAGGAAUUACACAAGAAACGGUUACAGAUAACUGAAAAGCCGAAGUAUAAAAGAAAACUGAAAGUUCUCCAAGAGAUGUACAUCAUACGUCAUCAAUUACAGGAAUCCAAGGGGAUCCUGCAUCAGGCCUGUCCUCGAGGAACAAAAGAAAGCUACAUUGGGGGCUUGAUAUUAAAGGACGAUGGGGAAGGAAGGCAAACAUGUAAAAAUCUGAAGACCCAACCGCAAAAGCAUAUCCACAGUUCCACACCCCACUUGAUUCAGAUUUGAAAGGAGAAGGACAGAGGAAAGUGGCAGGCCUUUUCCACGGAUCAUCAGGUUGCUUGUAAGGUUCAUGUUUGUGACAGCAACCAGAAACACUGGAGCGUGGACAGCAGUCUCAGAACUAAGCAGUAAGCUAUAGUAUCCAAACUUACAAGUGCGAUGAUAGUUUGUUUAUCGGUUUCGCUUGCUGUGUGGUGUAGUUUGUCUGUUUUUGUUUGUUUUUUUUUUGGUGAAAAAAACACUGAUGGUGCAAGUGCAACAGAGGCCCACGUGGCUCGUCAACCUUUUGCAAGGCCUGGCAGGCCCGCGUUGAUUUAGCCCUUUUCCCUUGUACCUUAUGUUUAUGAUCUGGGGGUUGAGCCUAUUAUGAUCAAGAUGUUGUUGAGGUAUAUAUUAAGAUUAUUCUCUCA
Messenger RNA from Zea mays, 941 nucleotides. RefSeq lists its product as uncharacterized. Lineage: Eukaryota; Viridiplantae; Streptophyta; Magnoliopsida; Poales; Poaceae. The record is from RefSeq and is a predicted model, not a curated record. The transcript has 6 exons. The coding region runs from base 1 to 537 and encodes 178 amino acids.